AUGUUGGUGGUGGUGCUGUACUCUCAGGGUGGUUACAGCAGCAGUGGCAACGGUUAUGAUUUCAGAAUCACCAUCAGUAACGUCCAGACAGAGGACACAGGAGUUUACUACUCCUGGUACUACCAACAACCAGGAACAGUCCCCAAAGCCUUGACUGGCACAGGGACCACUCUCCUGGCAGGAAGUCCCUCUCGGUUCAGCGCCGGCGGAUCUGGGAGUGACUUCACCAUGACUGUCACAGCAGUCCAGGCUGAGGACGCAGGGAUUUCCUACUGUCAGAGUGAUAUCUGUGCUCUAUCACUGUGGAUCACUUUUGGUGGCGGCACUGAGGUCAUCGUCUCAUCGGGGGUCUCAGUCAAACCCACCCUCUCCCUGCUCCCCCCCUCUUCUGAGGAGUUGUCCAAGGGCUCGGCCACGCUGUCCUGUCUGCUGAGCAGCUACUCCCCAAAAGGAGCGCUGGUGACUUGGCAGAAGGAUGGGAGGGAGGUGACGGCGGGCAUCCUGACGGGACAAGAGGUGUGGAGCAGCACUGGGUACAGCCGCAGCAGCAUCCUGACCCUCAGCAAAGCCAGCUGGGAUGAAGGAGACCUCUACACCUGCUUGGUGGCCCAUGAUGGCCGCAGGCAGUCCACCGAGCUCAGGAGGACACAGUGCAGCGGCUAGAGAAACGCCCCCUACUGGCUGGAAGCAACCUUCCCUCAAAUGCAUGGGUUUAUAAAAAGAGAUGAAUAAAAAUGAGGCAGGGAUGUGAACACAAAAGCCCCCUUGCAGUUUCUAACAUGUGUGUGCUUAGGUGUGUUGUAGUUAAGUGUGUAGGGGUGAGUUUGGGGAGAGGGGCACUUUGGUUAAGUUCAUCUGUUGCUUCUACUGUUGGUUUCUGUUGCUGAAUGUAUUCCUGCUUGUCUGCUGCUCAGAAGUUAAUAAAGUUUUUGUC
Messenger RNA from Lampris incognitus (smalleye Pacific opah), 934 nucleotides. Its product is annotated as immunoglobulin kappa light chain-like. The record is from RefSeq and is a predicted model, not a curated record. NCBI's taxonomy places the organism in Eukaryota, Metazoa, Chordata, Actinopteri, Lampriformes, Lampridae. The transcript has 5 exons. Bases 1 to 663 code for a protein of 220 amino acids.